Molecule: messenger RNA, 4089 nt
Organism: Daphnia pulex (common water flea)
Lineage: Eukaryota; Metazoa; Arthropoda; Branchiopoda; Diplostraca; Daphniidae
Product: neuroligin-4, Y-linked-like
Exons: 18
Coding region: 821-3880 (1019 amino acids)
Biological process (GO): neuron cell-cell adhesion; modulation of chemical synaptic transmission; chemical synaptic transmission
Cellular component (GO): postsynaptic membrane; cell surface; synapse
Molecular function (GO): signaling receptor activity; neurexin family protein binding
Source: RefSeq, a predicted model, not a curated record
UCGUCUCCGUUGAGCAGGUUGUGGUGCAUUUUCGCGCGUUUUUAUUUACAUCUGUGUUAGGGUGGACUGUUUCUGUUUGAGCAAUGUUUGAUGACUGUAUUUGACGCGGCACAUUUAUCAGUAUGGAAAAAUUCAUCACUUCUUAUUUCUUCCCGCUGAAAAAUUGUCCAUUUUUGCCGAUCGAACGGCGCAUGGGCUGUGGGCGCUCCGAUUCCAGCAAGACUCGAGAUUUCUCGCAUCACUUCCGUACGUGUUUUAUCAUUCCAGUUGCACGGCGUCUUCUGCCAGAGGUUGACGCUAGUCACAACAGUACCGUGAGUGGUGAGCAUUUUUCAAUUAUUCAUUUAUUUUUGAGGGGAAAGUGAUGAUGAGACGUUCCGCUGUGCGCCAUGUAAAGUGACACCCAGUGGCUUCCGAGGGCCAAACUUCCAGUUUCCAACUUGGGAUCAAAUGAUUCCAAUAUUGGUCUCACCAACAGAGUCGAGUGAAAACAUGCCUAUGUUCUGUGAGCGUAAUACCCUCGUCCCCAUCGCAUUCAUCCGCACGGAAUAAGAAUUCUGCCUUUUCGGCCCAAAUGGUAGUAGUAAGCGGCAUGCCAUUUGCGCUUGGAUCCGACAGCUAAAGGGGGACCUGACUAUAAAUUGGAAUCACCAAACGUAUUCAGAAACAGCAUCAACUCAUGGACUACUUCUUUCUGCUACGACAAUUUCCAUGAAAGAGAGUCAGACACUUUUCAGUUCCAGAGUUUCAUUACACGGAGGACGGCCUUCUAGUGCUCUGCUUCUGAACCAUCGAUAUUACGUGUUUGUGAUCGACAGUGAUGCACAAUGUAACGAUGAAGCCAGUGCGAAUCAACGACAAUGGCGCCUUUUCUGCCACGAAGUUAUUACUACUUUUCAUCUGCGCCUCGAUCACACUCCAGUGCUUCUCGGUCGGUAUGCUGGGAUCGGUCAGUGCCGCCUCUAUUCCUUGGACGUCAGCCGGCCCCGGUCGAGUGGUAAGGACCAAACAUGGGAACUUGCGUGGAUUGACACUUCCGGGUGGUGCUGCUCAACCACAACCAACAACUGCUUCACCAGGAGGACAUCGUAAAUCCGUCGGCGGAAGCAACAACAAGAACGUGGAGGCGUUCCUGGGAAUUCCUUACGCUGCUCCGCCAGUUGGUUCUCUGCGCUUCCUACCGCCAGCGAGUCCUGGCCCAUGGACGGGCAUUCGAUCAGCAAACGCUCUAUCGCCAGCUUGUCCCCAGCAGCUGCCACCCUUGGCCAACAGAACGGCCAGUUUGGAGACGAUGCCUCGAGCUCGCUAUUACCAACUCAAGAGGAUGCAGUUACUGCUGGCCAAUCAGAGCGAAGAUUGCCUCUACCUCAACGUUUACGCCCCAUCUGAAGGAUUUGCUGGUGGUGGAUCGACUUCGCUUGCGUCAUCGCCCGUCAUGGUCCUCGUUCACGGCGAGUCCUACUCCUGGGGUGCCGGGCACUUGAUGGAUGGCGCAAUGUUGGCCGGAAAAAGUCGCAUGGUCGUUGUCACCCUCAACUACCGUCUUGGCAUUUUAGGAUUCCUACAGACGGCAGCCAGUCCGACUCCCGGUCAAGUCCGCGGCAAAAGCAAAAGUGCCAUCCCGACGCAAGGCAAUUACGGCUUAUUGGAUAUAGUGGCGGCUGUGCUGUGGCUGAAGGACAACAUCGGCGUCUUUGGCGGCGACUCGAGUCGCAUCACGUUGAGUGGCCACGGAACGGGCGCUGCCCUCGUCAAUCUUCUCAUGAUCUCGCCCAUUGCAGCCGGACUGUUCCAGCGGGUUGUGCUGAUGUCCGGCUCGGCGUUGAGUCCGUGGGCUUUGAAUCAUCAGGCCGGCAAGUUGAAAGCAGAAGUGGCCCGCCAGAUGGACUGCGAGCCGUUUGCCGGAUCGGAUGGAGCCGCAAGUGCUGAGCAGAUGAGUUUGGCCGACAUUGGCGACUGCCUACGAAAGAAACCACUCGAAUCCCUCAUGGCCGUCCGCCUUCCGGCGCCUCCGCGAUUCUUCGCAAGUUUCGCGCCUUUCGUCGAUGGCGCCGGGAUCGUCGCCAUCGAUCCCCUUCGCGCCAUGCAAUCGGCGAGUGAGGAUUUCGCUCGCAUCCCACUCGUUGCCGGAGUCACUUCCAUCGAGAGCUAUCGCUACACUGGGGAUGCGGAUUUGCGCAACGGGAUCAGUGAAGACAAACGGGAUCGGUCGCUGCGCACUCUGAUCCGCAACUUUUACCAGUACCAUCUCAAUGAAAUCUUUUACGUCUUGCGGAACGAGUACACGGAUUGGGAUCGUCCGUCGGCGCUGGACGACUUGUCGAUGCGCGACAGCCUGUCGUUGGCACUGAGCGACGCCCUGGUGGUGGCCCCACUCAUGCACGUCGUUCACCUGCACGCCCAGCGAUCGACAAACCCGUCGGGGACCUUUUUCUACCACUUCCAGGGGCAAAUGUUGGCCAGCGUCAUCCAACAGCAGGUCCAAGACGUCGACCUUUCCGAGUAUCACCGUCUAGGAAGCGUGACGGGUGACGAACUGGAAGCGCUGCAAUUGGACGCCACAGCCAACGGAGCUUCUUGGUCAUCGGCCGACGGUAAUAACCACGAAGCAGCGAGCAGCGCCGGUUACACGGUCAUCAAUGUGACGGAAACCACAAGAGAACCGACAACGUCAGGCACUCAGCUCCUCCCAUUUCUGGCGUCUUUUGCUAGCACUGGGGAUCCUAAUUUGGAGAUCGGAAGCAAAGGAGAGCUGAUGCCGCGAUCCAAACUCCGAUGGGAGCCAUUCAAUUUACAUUCGCAGUACUACAUGGUCUUUGGAAAACAACAGCACGCCCAUUUGAAGACUCACUACCGGGGUCACCAGAUUGCCGUGUGGCUGCAACUGAUUCCGUCAUUGCAUCAGACAAGUGGCGAUGGAACCGGAACUCAUCCGUCCAUUCAUCACACAUUCGAUCAGCAUAACACUCCAGCCGACCAAUUCUACGAAGGAGUCGUUCGGUUGUCCGGCAACAACAUUACUAGGACGAUUGGACGGUCCCGGGAUUCCCCGCUGACGUCGGACGCGGAUCCAGUUGCCACCAGCGCAACAGUGGUCGAGUGUAGCAGUUCCGUCAACGGUCACAAGCGAAGUGGUCACAAUCAGACGCUUAACGGCACAUCACCAGGAACGGGGGAUUGGACAAUAGUGAAUCCAAGUGUAAUGGCGUCGGAGACGGGCUCUUCUUCUUCCACUGUCCCGUCGCCGGGGAAUAAUAACAACAGCACAUCUGUCAGCAGCGUUGCUGGAGGAGAAAGUCGGCUGGUGUUGGGUUUCUUUUGGACCAACCAGGCGACGCUGAGCAUCAUCUUGGUGCUGGGAAAUAUUUUGCUGAUUGUUAACUUAAUUCUCUUCGUCACCAUCUAUCGUCGCAGUCGGUGCGGCAAUUGCAAACGAAACGGCGACGACAACGACGUAGACACAGAAAAUACCAUCCAAAGGAUAUCGGACGGCCAGUUGGAGGGUCGAGUUGCGAGGCAAUCGAUUGAAUCGAUGACCGAUUUGCGCCAGUUGGUCAUCAGCCAUUGCCACCAGCAUCCGCGUAAUCAUCCGGAUAUCACGUCACAAGCACUCGGUCAACAACAUCCUCCUCCUCCUCCGCAACAACCGCUUUUCGCCAGUGGGGUCGUUUCGUCUGACUUGACGACCAGCACCAGGUUGCCGUCUCCUCAACCUUUUCUGCUCAGAGUUCCAUCACCUCAUCAUCAGUUCUUGUUGGACGAGAGCAAUAAAAGCGCAACUUUACCCGGCAACAGAAGAGCAGGUGGGCGAGACCCGCCAGAUUCUUCAGCGACUUAUCAGCAAGCGAGUGCCAAAUCAAUUCAAGAGAUUAACGUGUAAUUAAUCAAUUCUGUGGAGGUAUCAGUAAGACUUUGAUUGUUUGAGCCUGCUAAAUGAUCGACAUACGUUGUAAACUGUUUCACUCCUACCGUGUUCCACUAAAAAUUGUGAUACAGUUCCCGAAUUUGUAGAAAUUCAAUUUCGUUGACUUUGGAAUUGUCUGUGUACAAAUAACUUCGUCCUCAAUUACAGUUCGCCAUCUCACAUCA